Pangasianodon hypophthalmus (striped catfish) is the source of this 1539-nucleotide messenger RNA. It is a transcript of the gene lto1, whose product is annotated as LTO1 maturation factor of ABCE1. NCBI's taxonomy places the organism in Eukaryota, Metazoa, Chordata, Actinopteri, Siluriformes, Pangasiidae. The record is from RefSeq and is a predicted model, not a curated record. The transcript is spliced from 5 exons. Bases 102 to 533 code for a protein of 143 amino acids.
AGGAAGAAGUCGUCCUUCCGGAAGCCAGUAGCGUGUUUACUUUAUAUGUGCAGUUUCUAAGUAAAAUAUCAGGAUAAAUACUAUAUUUCUGUUUUAUUAAAAUGGCAGGUUUUUCGCAUAAUGUUUCAGACGACUUGUUCGACUCAAUUAUAAUGGCAGACGACAGGUUCCAUGUAGAUGGAUACCAUGAAGGAUUUGAGGAAGGAAUGCAGCAGGGAUUGAUCGAGGGCAGAAACCACGGCAUGCUUCACGGUGCCAAACUCUCAGCUGAGGUUUCUUUUUAUCAUGGCUUUGCACUCACAUGGAAAUGUCUUCUACAAAACACUGAAGAUGUUAAAGCAAGAAAACGACUGAAAGCUGUUGAGUCAUUGAAUGCAAUGAUCCAGAAGUUUCCGUAUGAAGACCCACAGUAUGAGAACCUCCAGGAACACAUGGAAAGAGUGAGAGCCAAGUUUAGACAGGUGUGUUCUUUACUCAGCGUGGCUGCAGACUUCCGUGAGUAUGUUUCUGGAUCAGAAGGAAUGUCAUUCUGAAACACUACAGAGGCGAACCCUGCUCUGAGGCGUCCUCCUGCAGUGUACAUCACGAGACAACUUCGACUCACAGCCAGCCGAAAAGAGAAGCGAGACACGGUGCAGUUGUGCUGUAUAUGCAGAGUCAAGGCUUGAGAAGUGAACAGUGGGAAUGUUUUUUGGUAAAUAAUGCUGUGGUGUUAAAGGUCGAUGCUUCCUUGUGACCUCAUACAGUAAAUAUGCCAGGAAAUGAGUCAGACGAUGACUCUUAGGAUCUUGGGUUAGUCCUUUUGAGAAGGUGAGUAUGUGCUGAUCUGUGAUCAGUUACUGGUUGACUUUGGCUUUCUGCUUGAAUUGGUGUGUGAACACCAUCUGGUGGUGAAGGUGGAGAAAACAGAGCCACCAGCAGACAUGCUUAUGUUAAUGGAUGCACAUCUCCAUCUGCUGGAGCAAAUCAGAACUAGAUUAUUAACAGUUUUAUUUUACAGAAUCAACACCUAUUAUACAGCAUUUCAACAAUAUUGCCCUCAGAAUUGAGAUUUUUCUUAAUAGAAUUACACAAAAAUGUUUGUGAACAUUUGAAGUGUCUUGCGUAUUAUUAACAAAAUAAAUAAAUUAAUAUAAUGAUCAGAAGUGUGGGAUAUCCAAGAAGGGAUUUUGGGUAAGAUUGCCAGUUUUGCAUGUAUCGUUACACUAAGCAAGACGCUUUGAUGAUGUAAUAAUUUAAUAACUGCAUAAUUAAGGAACAAAAGAUGAUAGGGCGUGCUGUUAUAGGAAAAUAAUAAUCAGCAGGGUGGUGCGAUGUUAGCACAUCUUGAAGUGUUUUAUUUCUGUUAAACAACAUCAAUUUGCCAACACUCAAAAUAUUUUAUUUAUUACAGAACAUCAUGUCAUACUAUAUAUCCAUUUGUAGUUACCUUUAAAGUUGUGGAAUGCCCACAAAACAAGUUAGCUCCUGUUGUCAAUUAGAUUAUGAACCUCUCUAAUCAAGAAAAAAAAAAAACAAUUUUGUCGUGUUACUGAGAAA